Molecule: messenger RNA, 1124 nt
Organism: Arabidopsis lyrata subsp. lyrata
Lineage: Eukaryota; Viridiplantae; Streptophyta; Magnoliopsida; Brassicales; Brassicaceae
Product: transcription initiation factor TFIID subunit 9
Exons: 3
Coding region: 405-956 (183 amino acids)
Biological process (GO): DNA-templated transcription initiation; RNA polymerase II preinitiation complex assembly
Cellular component (GO): SAGA complex; transcription factor TFIID complex
Molecular function (GO): protein heterodimerization activity; RNA polymerase II general transcription initiation factor activity; transcription coactivator activity
Source: RefSeq, a predicted model, not a curated record
UCCAACACAUUAGAUUUCAUCAUCUCCAGUCACGAUUCCGAUCUACAUCACCAGCGCUUCCAAUCCCGAAUCGUACGGUUCCAACACGCUUCCAAACGCCUCAUUGGGAAUCGCGAUUCCAAGACGAUUACGAGCGAUUCCCUGCGAUUCCGCUUCCACUUCCGGAGCGAGAAACGCAUCACUUCUGGCGAUUCCAUGCUUCCUAGAUUUAUACCCUCAACGUUAUAGCGGAUUUACGAACCAAACCCAUAAAUAUCAGAUCUAGAGUGAGAGAGAGAGAUUAGUCUUUCCCGAUUCCUCGCCGCCGUUCAUCAAUCUCUCCGUCGUGUUUCUGCCAUUACCUCUCCUCCAAACUAUCUCUCUCGCGUUAGCUUUACUUUUUUUGAGUUUGUUUAGGGAUAAAAAUGGCUGGAGAAGGUGAAGAAGAUGUACCUAGACAUGCUAAGACUGUGAAAUCUUUGCUUAAGUCGAUGGGUGUAGAAGACUACGAGCCUCGUGUGAUUCACCAGUUUCUGGAGUUAUGGUACCGGUAUGUGGUCGAAGUCUUGACAGAUGCUCAGGUUUACUCAGAGCAUGCUAGCAAAUCCAACAUUGACUGCGAUGAUGUCAAGCUCGCUAUUCAAUCCAAAGUUAAUUUCAGCUUCUCACAGCCACCUUCAAGAGAGGUUCUAUUAGAGCUUGCUGCAAGCAGGAACAAGAUCCCUCUGCCAAAAUCGAUAGCAGGACCUGGUGUUCCACUCCCACCUGAACAGGACACAUUGCUGAGCCCAAAUUACCAGCUCGUGAUACCAAAGAAGUCAGUUUCCACAGAACCUGAAGAAACCGAAGACGAUGAAGAAAUGACAGAUCCUGGACAGUCCUCUCAAGAACAACAACAGCAACAACAACAAGCAUCAGACCUUCCAAGCCAAACUCCUCAAAGGGUCUCUUUUCCACUCUCUAGACGACCCAAAUAAGUAGAUAAACAAAAAAAAAAAACUAUAAUGUUAUGUAUCAACAAGUAGAAUGUAACAGAAUCAAAUAUCAAUGACCAAAGUCAGUUUUUAUGGACCAUAUGUGGUAUCAAGAAGUAAGUAGAAUGUAAGAGAAUCAAAUAUUAUUGACUAGAGUCAGUUUUUGUAGAA